Messenger RNA from Spirometra erinaceieuropaei, 14265 nucleotides. Lineage: Eukaryota; Metazoa; Platyhelminthes; Cestoda; Diphyllobothriidea; Diphyllobothriidae. The record is from the annotation of a GenBank genome assembly.
AUGGCUUCGUCUGUUGGGUAUUGUUUGCUUGUCUUUUCAACGCUUCUUAGUUCGCUUGCUGAAAAAGUCAUUUUUAUUACUGGAGCCAGCCGCGGCAUAGGAAGGAGCAUUGCUCUGCGUGCUGCCGCUGACGGGGCUAAGCUUAUAUUAGCGGCGAAAACUAUCGAACCACAUCCAAAGUUGCCAGGCACGUUACGUGAGGUUGCGCAAGAAGGUUUGACCUCUCUUCAUUUAUUAUUCCAUGAAGUUGUCCAAUUGGGAGGUGAGGCCCUGCCCUGUGCCGUUGACGUGCGCAAUGAGGAGCAGGUACAGGAGGCGAUUUCGAACGCAGUGAAGCGCUUCGGUGGAAUCGACAUCCUGGUUAACAAUGCUUCAGCAAUUGCUCUUACUAAUACGACGGAUACUCCAAUGAAAUCUUAUGAUUUGAUGAUGGACAUAAAUGUCCGUGGUACAUACCUUUGGUACGUCCAACUGCAUCUAAGACCCACUAUCUGGCUGUCUGGCCAAUACCCCAAAGCAAAAGCUGUAACAUUUCUUAUUAUUAACCACCUUGGUUGAUCAUAGCUUUCAAACUUAGUAAGUUUGCGCAUGCAUAUUCUUAGUCUGCACCACUAAUGUAUAUUUCCAGAUGGAAAUGUUAUCCAUGGUGUUUUAUUGUUUAAUUACGGUAAGCCCGAUGUGCGGUAAUUAGAGCACAUGUCGACAUGAUUAGAUGAGGAAAAAGCGUUAUUAUAUUCGACAGCUGGAUGCUGUACGCGGCGGAAAGUAGUUUUCACAGACUUCUUCCAUCAUUUGUGGUCUACCAAACCCUACGGAAUAAGUACCCUGAUUCAACUCAAUUACACAAUCUUAAGUGCAAGUGUGAAGCCGAAAUUUUCUACCCAGACCGACCCUAGCAUACUUUCGUAAGCAAAUCUGCGACGUACUCAGUGGAGACCAUUAAGUUUACACAUGUUUGUUAGAAUAUGCGCCAUGGGUGGCAGCUGGCAUUAGCAGCAGGGAAGUUCGGAGAGUUGGGGACAGUGUAACUUCGUAUGACGCUGAAGGAAGACCACGUUCCGCCAUCAAUGAAACGGUACGUCGUCGUACAAACCUUUGGAUUCCCCUCGGGCACAUCGCACGCGACCCCUUCAAUUUGUCCUUUUCUCUCAUCUCCGAAGCAAGUUUUCGGAUGGGAAUCCGGUAACAUCCGGAGUUACUGCAUUCGUCCCUUUAAUCUGUUAAGAGGGUUUAUCGAGAACGACUUACUUACAUGGGUGUCAACCGCAGUAACUGAAGGCGAUUUAGGUGUCACUAGCUAAAUCGAACGAAGUUCAUAGAUCGCAUCUCAAUGCGCAAUGAUUUAAUCGUAGUUUUCCCCAGACAGUGACGUUGAUAUCCAAAAUAGUUAUGGACCUACGAUUUGAGACGAAUUAACUACUGUUGCUUUGAAAAACAUAUUGGUAUUGGCAAAAAUGUACUCGUUUAUCUCCAUGUUGUCUUUAAUCCGUCCAGCAAUCAACUAGUAUCGGCGAAUUCCAUUCUGGUUUGACUAGAAGUAUUCUUAGUCACGGCCUACAGGACCUGUACCCGUGUCAAUAUUCUGUUCGAUUGGCAUUCGAAUUCGGAGACGUAUUUUUUGCCCUCCCGGCGUGGGGUCAGGUCACGACCGGCUGAUGCCUUCUUGAUGACGUUUCCUCGUCUUCAUAUGACCUAUGCCCGAUUUACGCUAGUGUUCAUAUCUGUUCGAAACAACACUCCAUCUUAACGAUUUCGCCAUCUGCCCAUCAAAUAGCAGACUUGGGACGAUUGUUAAUGUCACUUUUAGAAAAAUUCUUUCUUAACUUUUGCCUUCAUUUCCUUCCUCCAGUUCCAAAUUGGCCAUUCCAUAUUUAAUCAAGGGAAGGAAUCCGCACAUACUGAAUCUCUCUCCGCCGUUGAACAUGAAUCCGAAGUGGUUCUCGAGUCACGUGGCCUACACGAUGUCUAAGUACGGAAUGUCUAUGUGUGUGCUGGGGAUGCAUAGGGAACUGCGGAAACACAACAUCGCAGUUAAUGCUCUCUGGCCACGAACAGCCAUUUACACGGCGGCGACUCGUAUGCUCUUCUCGGACGGGUUUGCUGUUAGAUGUCGUAAGCCAGAAAUCAUGGCAGACGCCGCUCAUGCUAUUCUCACCCUCCCCUCCAGCAGCGAUGCUAACACAGGCAACUUCUUCAUCGACGAGGACCUUCUGCGAAGCAGAGGUGUCACGGAUUUCGAGAACUACAGCGUUCAGAAGGGUACUUCCGUUCUUAUCUUUUUAAUAUCUCCUCUACGGUAUCUAAUAAGUUACCGCGCAUAUGCCCACAUAGUGUUACUCGACAAUCCGUCAAAGGCGUGUUUGUAAUCCAACUUUCUGUUGUUAGGGAAGUAGAAACCGUCUGGAUCAGCCUAUUGAAUUUUGUCUUAGGUUGUCAUGAUGACAGAGUUAAUCCCAAAAAUUAUAGCAAAGAGCCCACCAAAUUUAUUACUCUUAAUAGUCCAAUCAAGACAGCAUUAAAACUGGAUUAAUCCGGAGGGCGAAAUUAGCACUGGAGGCUGUUUAGGAUAAGAUCCUUUUUGCUCAGCUCAAAUGUGGUGCUCUGCCUUGUUGUUAGCGAGUAAUAGCCAUAGUUAAGUCAAAACUCGAUGGCGAUGCCGUCCGGUCACUCAUGAGAAGAAAUGCAGGCUCGUGAAAGUCACCAGUCUCCAUUUCGUGAUCGUGACCGACAGCCCGGCAUCCUUCUCGACUUUCCUCUCUAAGCCCUUUGUUUAGCCCUUUACUCGAAAUUUGAUUUUCCUCCUUACCAAACCCAUUUCUCCUACGACAGAAAGCUAACACUGUGCGUUAGAGGACGGGUCUUUUGAAAUUUUGUGUAAUAUAUUUAUGCACUUUCUGGUUUCUGAACGGUUAAUAUUUUCACCCAACUGCUGAACUAUUUAAAUUUUCAUUGCACUCGGUGGUAUUCAAACCCAAGACAGCAAGGACAAGGCUUGAGUAAGGCCAUCGCUACAAAAACCACCGAUCUGUAAUCGUGAGCUUGAGAUCAUUUGGGUCAAUUUAUUCACCCGGCCUACUGAAACGUAGGGAAUCCACCUACUCCGAUACAGUAAGCUGGCUGCCCAAAGAGGAUUCUCUAAGUAAUAAAUAUAGAAUCCACCAGAUGACUACCCAACUCACCUAAUUAAUGGAAUUUUUGACAUAUUUCGACUAGUUCAUCUUAACCCAACUGCUCAAACUCGGCGACCUCGGUGGCAUUCGAACUUACGACAACAACGGGAGUACUUGAAUACAAUCAAUGUUCUAGCCACUUAAGCUACGAGACCGAGUUCUUCACAGAUGUGUCAAAACAAAUUAUUCAAAUCUGCCAAAACACCUAUUAACUAAAUAAGCCUAGUAGUCAUUUGGUGGAUUCUAGAUUGGUUGCUUAGGAAAUCCUGCUUAUGCAGUCAGCUUACUGUACCGGAUUUAGUAGAUUUCAUGCGUUGCAAUAGGCUGGAUAGGCAACUUGACCCAAAUGGGAUUAAACUCGCGCCUCCCGGUAGGGUCUUGUAGCCCAGGUGGUUGGAGCGUUGGUCGUACUCAAGCCUUUCCCUUACUGUCGUGGGUUCAAAUUCCACCGAGGUGGCUGUGGUUAUCACAAGCAGGUUAAAAUGAACUCUAUGACUUACUUUUUGGCCUUUCUCUUUUGUUCGUUUAGCACAUAUGAUGUCUUUGGGACAUUCACAUAUGCAUAGAGUGGAUGACAUAACCCUCGCAUUGUGCAGAAAUUUACGAUAAAAUGCUAAUCACAUGGUCAUUGGAUUAUUCAAGAGUCCCAUCAUGAUAAAAGCCUGAUACAGUAAGCUGGCUGCCGAUGUAGGAUUUCUUAGGUACCCAAUCAUGAAUUCACAGAAUGACUACGGGACUCACCUAAUUAAUAGAUUGUUUGACAAAUUUUAAUAACUUAUUUGGGCUCAGUUGUGGAAAACUCGGCGGUCUCGGUGGAAUUAAUAUAUACCAACUACCUGCUUUUUGAAGGGCUUCCACAGUUGACGUUUAUUGCCACUGCUGCGUAAAUCGAUUAACCGCCAACACCUUCACUUCGGGCUACUUUAUUUGCUCCUGUCUACGAUCACCAAAGGUCGAAAAUCCCUCCACUUCUCCUCCUGAAACGAGUAGAUCCAUCUUAGAUCUCUGUCUUGGCUCUAGAUCGGACCCCAAUGGCAAAAAGGGAUAAGGGAUUCCCGUAAGCAAUCGGUGCUCGCCCAUCUGCAUAGCGGCUGGUACUAUAGGCAAAGUAACAUUAUCAACGAAGACAAGGGAGAAGGGGAUGGCCAUUUCUGGAGUAUUAGUUGCCAUCAACAAGGCCUGUCCAACCCCAGGCUUUGCAUCCCCUAAGGCUCGAUCCCGCAAUCUGAAUUCCAAAGCUUCGAGGAUAAUAGAACAGUUGGUUUCGCCGAUGUGACGCGCAUCACAGAAUGAUUGAGUUUUCAGAUUCGUUUUGAGUUUUGUAGGAUACUUGCUUACCCAUAUAGUUUAGGCUACUUGAUAUAGCUCCACCCACUUCUUUUAUGUACGGAAUGGGGCCGUACACUUUUAACCGUAUUUCCUUGCCUGCUUGUGAGUUAUUUUCACCCCGCUGGUCGCGUAAUCUUGUAGAGAAUUCAUCAUACCUGAUUCCUAACACUUAAAUGUUGUUUGUCCCAUUUCGUCGUCCUCAGAAGAACACAGAAAUUUAGAUUAUCUGAUUAUCGAAAAGGCCGCCGCUUUUAUCGUUUUUUGGGUGGGGGAGGGGGUCGGGUUUAAAUGCAUAUUUCUUCAAAUAUUUGCUGGUUUGCAAUAGGCAGUAGAGCACUUCCUGCUUUAUUUCGACCGCUACUCACUCGCGAUGGAACAGACCUCCAUAUCUGCCUCGAGUAGGUCCUUCAAACUGCGUGUAAUAUCUUUGUAGAUCCAUAUUAAAUAGGAUGCCCGACUAGAAGUGAAGAGACGAGUCCCAGGAAGCAGUUGUGAAGAAGCAGAUACGAUCGCUCGGACAAGAGCUUUAUUCGCCUUGCGUUUCGGAUUCCUGCUCGAACCCGUCAUCAGAGACAAUAGCAGAUACGGGUGGUUCACGCACAAGGGACUGCAGUCGUCAUAGGUAUGCGAUAGCAUGGCGACUUAAACUUGCGUGAUUAGAGUCCAGUCUGGCUGAAUUGACGUCCGUUCUCCUACGCAGGACGGCGUUUGAAUGUGAUUUCGAAAACCUCCCUGCAGAACUGGCCGCUUCACUGUUGCCCCUGACGGACUCACUUUACGUUGCUAACGUACGGAGUUUCCAACCUGACGUUUGCAGCUGUACAGAGGACAAGCCCCUGCUUAUAGUCGACUAUAGCCCAGUGCCCAAUCACAUUAGCGCACCGACGCCAGCACUGCCGUUGUGCGUCGAUGCGCAUUCCGUGCUCAACCGCAUUUCCCAUCGAUCAACCACAUGAUUGGCGCUGACCAAAUCACGUUCUUCUCAGGCCUGAUAACUGUCAUCUUGCUCGCUCAAGCCAGUGCUGCCUUGAUGAAAGGGAUGGUAAGGGGAUCGACUCUGUCGUCGGCCUGCUUGUGAGGAAGGCGGCUUUUAUGUCAGACUCUCGCAGGCGCUAUCCAAGCGCUGUCAUUAGGGCUCUCUCACCGCCUGAAUUAUUAGUGGCAUUAAACGGCCCGUUGAUUCUCGCCUUAGAAAUCGGCUCGUAUUGGAUUCGCAGUCAAUUCAUGUGGUGCACCCAAUCUGACCCCCGCCUGCCAUCGCCGGAGCUGUUGGGUUUAACAGGCACAUCCUGAUGAGGACUUCUACUGGCGAGUCAGACUGGAUAAUCAGUUGGGGAGACCAGCCUUCAGAGCUUUCCAUCAUCAGCCAAAUUCUGAGACAAAAAUGACAUUGUAUUUGCAGGCCUGAUCGGUAAUUUAACCGUCAGCGCAGUUCGCCAACUGUCAGGACAGCGAGGGCUGACUUCUUCUGGCAGCAGGGAAGGACUGAAUGACAUUCUUUGAAAGCAUUUAGCCACGCCGAAGGAGCUGAGUGGAGGUGACUGAACACUCCGGGGCAUCCUAUGCGUGGAAGAUGUCUUAGAGGCUUCCGCGAUGUCUUACUCUGCUCAGAAAUAGAGUUCUCAAACCUGAAGAAGGACAUACUAUCACUGGGACAAGAUCUUUAUUCCCCUGAGGUUUCGGAUUUCUGCUCGAACCCAUCAUCAAAGACAAUAGCAAAUACGGAGCUAGGGGCUGGACCAUUUGCAGGAUGCAGUAGCACCGCAUACCUACGAAAAUUUACGUCUCCCCUCCCCCUUCAUCAGGGAUUGUUGCACUUGGUGUGACAACUGUUUGAUAAUCGACAUUUGAGUCGUUAAUCGAUGCAAUUUCAUCACGCGCGUUGGAUGUUGGUGAUGAUGGCUCGACCAUCUGACCCACCGACCCUGGCGUUGGGAUCAGUGUUCACCUGUUCGCCUCCCCCCCCCCCACCGUGACUAAUUACUCCGUCUGAGCGAAGUUUCAGCACCAACUAUGGAAGGGGAAGAUUAUCGCACUUGUUACAAGACUGCAGCCAAUGAACCAUGACUCAAGGUGAUUGCGUCUUACGCAGUUGUCACCUUUACCGAGAAUUUCGGCCUCGUCAAACUUGAAUGUGUAGCCAGAUCUCGUUGAACGAGCCGUAACAUGAUUAAAUCAACAGUUUAUCUUUGGGUGACGAAGCUAAAUGUUUUUUCUUUAGGCGGGCAAGAUCACCCUUAGUCUAGUGACUACAAUUCAUGUGUGGUAAUUGCAUGUGCACGGGGAGGGGGCAACAGCUAGAGAGCAUAUGGCAGUUAGAUCAUCGCGAGCGGAGUAGACGCAGCACCAGUGACAUGCACGUGAAUUAGUUGUGUUCAUCAUCCCCCGAAGAAGACGAAGAAGAAGGGACGAGUUCGUGAACCGAAAUAUAUUUAGAGUGACGUUUCGGAAACUCUCGUUUCCAUCAUCAGAGUAGUGUGCUGUUUGUUCCUGCUGGCCUUGAUUGCUUUAGCCUUGAUGCCUGCCUGGUAUUAUAUCCGUGCUCGAUGCGCGAACUAGGACGUACCCGUUCGCUGCUAAUUACUGUUGACCUCUCCGAGAUUGACCGCCGGUGGGGUCGUGUCACCUUUGACCCCUUUGCGGCCGUCGUAAUUGUCGGCGAGCCAGCAUGCUUGUCGGCCUCCCCUUCGUCACCCAACGGACUGAUCAGUUGUUGGGGCUCAUGUGAGUUUAUCUUACUCUCGUGGGCGCCGCGGUGAGUUAGUGUCCCGGGGUGCGCACAUGACCUCCGGCCGGCUUCUCUCCUAUUUCCCGCCGGCAUCAGCUGUCGGCAACACGUGACUUUGCUCGACUGCCCUGGUAGCUUUGUCCGCACUGACCCGACCCUUGUGCCUAGCGCCUGGUAGGGGGAAUGCAGACCUGUGGCUCUGUUAAGUGUUCCAUUUGAGGACCAACUUUCGAGCAUCAGUCUGCCCACCUUAUCAUUGGCUCGGCCGAUUACCCUUGCGUUCUGAAAGGCGAAAUUGUUGUUUUUCUGUUGUACGUGGCCAUAAACCAUAGACAGUUUGUCCUUGCGGUUGACUGCAAGCUGGUGUUCAUGCAAUCUUGUGCCAAGACGCUUGCCCGUUUCACCAACAUACCUCGCAUCACAGUUUUGGCACGGUAUGCUUUAGAACACCGCUGAUUGUCCCCUUACUGGUAGCGGGUCUUUGGGCCUAAUUAUUUGCUGUCUUAUUGUUGACUCUGGCUUAUGAGCCACACCGAUCCCGAGCGGCCUCCGAGUUUUUCCCGUCACCUUUGAUACAUUCUUCACAUAAGAGAUUGCAAGCCAAAACUUCGAGUUUUGUCCGUUUGGCCGCCUUUUACACAAAGUGCUUAUCUCAACGACCUCUCCCCAUAAAUGCAACUUACAACAGAAGGAGAAGGGCAAGGGUAUGGUUUACGCCCGGGGUCACUUACUCCGGGAGCAGUUUUGUCGAGGAAAAGAGUUGAACAUCCAAAAACUUUGUGGUAUUACAAAUUCUGAUCCCCCAUACUGUCACCAAUCAGAGGGGGACACUAUUUUUACCAUUUAAUGGCAUUUAGGCAAAAGUAAUCGGUAAUAAACGAGCAGGAGUCUGAAACGUCAAAUGAAUGGACCUCUUUAUCCUGCAAUCGGACCUGCUCACCCGCUAAGUUUACUACCACACAUAGGUGUUUGCGCCAUUCCGUGUUUUCGCAGACUGCUUAACGUGGCCAAAGGUCAAAAGGUCACGCGAGACACUGACGACGAUUAUCGCGACCAAAUAUGCCGACGCAGGUAUCAACGUUGCUUCUACACAUGCACCGAUGACUCACACGAAGGACGGGGGUGGUGGGGGGCAGCCCUCUGCUGUAUUUGGCCCUCUAAACGACGCAUGCUACUCACUGCCUCCACAAGGCUAAUUCUGCCCAGGAAUCACCUGGUGUUGGAUUUGGUGUACGACUGGAAAUGCAGAGUUUAAAAUUCUUGCCUUAAGCAACCCCCCCCCCUCCCCCAUUGAACGCUGCUUAUUCGCCUGGGUCGUCUUGUGCAAGUUAUAGUAGUCGACAGUAGUCUAGGUGGACGUAGGGCAGAUGGAACAGGCCAGAGAAGAGGAAGCGGUGAAGAAGACGGUUGUGAGCAGCGUGCAAGAUCCCGUUUUUCGCAGUUGCUCUGCCUAACACCCCCUCCGCCCUACCUCACAAUAGAACCAGGGAUGUCGUGGGGGCUAGUUAGCCGGCAUGGCUCGCCUGCAGCUGUUGAUCUAUUCCGCAUUCUGGUUUGGUUUUGAAUGUGGGGUAGUUUCCUUUUUUAUCCUUUUGAGAUUUGUCCAGCUCCAAGCUUUUAUCGCGUUUCUCUCGCAGAUUCCACGACGCUCAUAAAUUACUUUAGGAGGGGGUAGUUGGCUUACACUAAGUUCCGUCAUAUCCCCAGUCGUUGCGUGGAGCAGAAGACAGACAGGACUGCGGCGAUCACUGUGUGUACACCAACUUUCAAUCCUUCUGUCCAUAAUGUUGUAUUUAGAGGUCUUGUCACUGCGUGUUCCUAUUGGCUAAGCUCUGAUCGCCCGCAUGAGCUGACUUUCGCGCGUUGCUGACCCCCCAAAGGUCGCGCUAAUUGCUGAAUCAUGCGCGGGUUUCGUGGACGGGACUGACUUGCGGUUUGGCGGUUCCCUGCCCCGCGUAACAGUCGGACAACACUCGCGCGUCUCGUUCAGGGCAACCCUCACCAUUUCCAUAGUAUGAUUUUAUUCAGAAAGGCUGCCUUAUCGACUCCGAAUGUUGGUUUUGUUUAAUGGCAUUCUUCUUUUUUUUUCCUAAGUAACACCUACAUCAUAUAUUUUAGGUGCAACGCUUGCCAUCGAUCUGUUUGUCGAAAAUACAGAAACAGAUUCGUCCGCCGCCCCCAAACCAGCCUCUUCACAAAACUCGGCCCAGAAGAAGACCGUAGCCGACGUCUUCAAUGAUAUUAAGUUGACACGGUCACCUGCAGUUAUAGAACAGGUGAACGCAACCUUUGCCUUCAAACUGUCAGGUGGGUAGCCCUUAACUCGAAUUGUUCUGAAUAACUUUUGGUGCAGAAAACUGCAACCCUGCCGAGACCGUUCGUAACACUUUUUAGCACCUUCCACCCCCCCCCCCACUGCCAUCUGUCUCUCUCCUUUUUUCCUGUUUCAUCCUCUUCGUCCCUCAAACUCCACCUUCUUCCUUCUGCUGCCGCUGCUCCCCCUCCCUCUUACGUCACAGCGAAUCAGUCAACCAAAAAGCUGCCUUCGAGUCGUAUGUGAAUUUCGUUCAGUGAUCUGUCCUGAUUUCAGGAGGGAAGUGGGCAUUUGCACCUUGCCCAGGGCUCUGGGUUCGGAACACCUGUGUGUGUGUGCGGUCGCACAGAGGUCUGUAGUCUCAGAGACGCGGAGACCGAGGUUCGACUGACGACAAUCGGUGAGCCAGAAAUGGCCGCCUUAGUCGCCUCUAUCUCGGUCGUCAGCACUUUUCAACAUUCUUUUGAUUAUUAGCUGCUCCUCGCACCCCGAUUCAGUGGGGCGAGUUAAACGGAGCGAAAACCAACCAAGCUCUGGUGACUUCUAGGAAGGACCUACUCAUAUCCUCAGCGUCUCAAUGUGCUCAAGGCCGAAGUACACGGUCCCGGACAGUCCCAAAAGUCGUUCAUUGAGUAUCCUGACGUUUUGGGAGUACACAGGUUGAGAAGUGGACUGUUUAGACAAAGGAAGAGCCUUCUUUGCCUGACAUCACCAGAAGCACGCAGGGAGUUUAGAUUGCCAGGGUAUUUAUAUCGAUAUCGUUCUUUCUGUAGUCUCAGAGAUGUGGAGACCGAGGUUCGACUGACGACAAUCGGUGAGCCAGAAAUGGCCACUUUAGUCGCCUCUAUCUCCGUCGUCAGCAUUUCUCAACAUGCUUUUGAUUAUUAGCUGCUCCUCACACCUCAGUUCAGUGGGGUGAGUUAAACGGAGUGAAACGCAACCAAGCUCUGGUGACUUGAGCCGACCACGCCUGCCUUCCAGGAAGAAUUUACUUAUAUCCUCAGAGUCUCAAUGUGCUCAAGGCCGAAGUACACUUUCCCGGGCAGUCCCAAGAGUCGUUCACUGAGUAUCCUGACGUUUUUGAAGUACACAGGUUGAGAAGUAGACCGUUUAGACAAAGGGAGAGCCUUCUUGGCCUGAUAUCACCAGAAAAACGCGGGGGGGUUAGAUUGCUAUUGUUAGGAUGCUACCGCUGCCGUAGACAGACCGCGAGUAAUUCACCGAUUACCGCGCAUUCGUCGCUGAUGUCCGUUAUUAGCACGAUAACUGUUUCCCCGACCUCCCUCUCAAUCACCUUUGUUGGUAGGCUGCCUGUACCGCCUAUCCCGCGCCUGGGCAUUUUUGUAGCCUAACAGGCAAAGGAAAGUCGUUGCGCCUACCAUGAUGGGUCGGAGCGUCAUGAAUCACAUCAGGGCCAGCGACCCAGUACACUUCCUCAACUACUACUCAGAACUCCCUCUCUUCGCAUGCCUUUGCCAGCGUCCAAGCUGUCGUAAUCGAUAACAGUAUUCAAAUCACAGGUUAGACGGAAAUAUAACCAUCCCACCUUCUGAAAUUAAUCCCCAGACCGAACUGUAUCCCGUGAAUGCGGCAACCUUGCGCAGCACACCGACCUCUCCGUUGAAUGCUGUUCAUAAUGUCUUGAAGAAGGAGACACGAUCGUUGGGACGGGAGCUUUAUUAGCCUGACGUUUCGGAUUCCUGCCUGCUGUUCAUAAUACCUUUGAGAACGGUAUUAACAGAACCAACCUCUCAAUAGUGUCGUCCCAAAUUAAAGCGUAAAUUUCCCUAACAGCUCAUUUCCUAUUUGACCCCGAAUCCCUUAGCCAUUUAGCAGAAUGUCUACCAUACCACUAUAUUUAAAUCCCUAUGGUGUUGCGUGGAAAGUUACCAUGUUCUCUCUUUCUGUGGCCUUAUUUCGUACGCUGUUAUCGGGCAAAUAAUUACGGUAAGCAUAUUUUCAAUUGAAAUGUCAAGUUGGCAAACGCGUGUUUUAGGUAAUUCUUCGUCAGGCCUUACAGUUACAUGAAGGAAUGAAAAUGUACAAAAUCAACAGUGUUUAUAGAGGUCUCAAGAGCUAUUAAGUCAUUAACACUCAUCAUCCCCACGCCGCCCGCAUGAGAAGGCCGGCGGGUGUUAGUCGCCAGAGCUAGGGGAGGGGGUAAGAGAGUCUUUGAGUGAUGUUCUUGGGUUGAGUACACGGAGUACCCAUCAUCGUGAUUAGGGAUUUGAGGCGGCAUGGCUUCAUCACUUGGGGUUGGCUUUGGCCACGUGAGAGAGCGCUUGUGUCAAGGUCUUCUGACAGCAUAACACCGGAUUUGGUAGCUGUAUAGCCACUGCCCCGGCCGUUGCUAGUAUCCGUUGGCGUAGGCCUUUAGAGAAGCAUGUUGGUGUCCGGUAGACAAUCUGAAAUGCUUCCUUGGCAUCGACUCGGUGAUCCUCUGUCUAACCAGGCGGGCAUGUGUUCACGCACCCUCUUUACCAGGCGUCUCGUUGUGUAAUCGAUGUAUCCCGCUCCAUCGGAACAAGUGAAUGAGUAGAUGCACACUGAUGUGGCCUCCAACGGUGGCCUGUCUUUACCACCCAAACGUAGGAGGGGAGAGUUUGUGUAGCAUACGCGUAAAUUCGCCGCGGGAAAUUUUAUUGUGUCAUCAUUGGUGUAGAUAGCCAGGCUUCGGUUGAACCACCGUUGUCCAAGGAAAUUAAUAUAGCAAACAUGCUGUCUAAAGUGUCCUUUCCGAGCUCGAUGACCAAAUGCAGACGUCCACCCAGCGUGGGUAAGUAGCGUCCAUGCAAGCGUGAAUUUCAUGGUGAGUGGUUAUAUUUCACUCCUGCCAAAUCCCAUCACCCCGCAUGUGGUCGAAAUUCGCCGUCCAUACCAAUCUCCGGUUGUUUAAAAAAUUGUCUUUUCACUGGAAGAACGCUGUGGGUGUAUGAGUGAACAGUGAGUGAGGUAGGAUACCGCCACGCUCUUCUUCGCCAUAGGCAAAUUUGCCCACCCAGAAGAUAGUGGUGGGCCUUGUCACCUGCGGCAGUCGAACUUGUCAGUCUGUAUAUAGCAGCGUAAGCAAAAUCGACGCCAGUACAAACUUAGAGGAUAAUUGCUCUAUGGACGUCGGCAGCGCCCUCGCCCCAGGCCAUCGGUCAUGGCCGAUGCGCAACCUCGGACGAAGAACGCCAGUUGCCGCUGGUACGCCUAGCCUGCCGCAAUCACGGUUAGAUGACCUUUGACCACUAGUCGGCUUUCGCCCAUCAGCUCUGGCGUUUGCUUUUGAGAGUCGUCCAACCAUCCCACACCCACGUUGCUGGCGCUCGUAAGCAGUAAAUCGAUGGUUUCUGGGGUUCCCUCACUUAUGGGGUUGAUUUUCAUUUUCCGGUUGCCAGACCACAUCAAUAACCGUCGAUCUCAUGUGGUUCUCAGAUGACAAGGCGUGCUCUUGUAGCCAAUGUGGUGGAGCAUUGGACUUAAGAAUGCCCUAUAAUCCACUGAACCGGAUUCAAAUCGCAGUUGACCGCCUAGAAUAGAGAGUUUGAAUGGCUGUCGGCGUCAAGUAAGACCAUUCCAGUCUCCAGUUCUUUUCGACCGGUGAUUUCAUCGCAAAGCGACCAUCUGCCGUAGACUGUAGACUACCAAGGCAGGAUGCAACCGCCUUUAUUUUGCCUUGUAAUCUGAACGUUUCCGUCAAAGCCACUCCCGUGGAAUCCAAUUCAUUGCCCGAAUCGGCCCACUACUACCAGUUGAAUUUAUGCUAUCGGCAGCGCACACGCGGAAACGGUGGGUUUGCGGAUUCCGCAUCGUUGGGCUGAUAGAAGCAAACAGGCGUGUUCAAGGAAGCAGUCCAGAGGAAUAAGAUGCAAUCGCUGGAACGGGAGGUUUAUUGGCCUGACGGUUCGGAUUCUCACUCAGACCCAUGCUCACGAACGGUCGCAGAAAAGAGUACAAGAGCUCCAAGGUGCACGGUAUUUCUAGGACGCGGUUGCCAGGCAACCACACGCCUAUUAUAUUUGGAAGCACCUGUGUUUUUCUCUGGGGCUCGUAGUUGAUGCGAUGACUGUUUUUCGGUCCGUAACCGAGUUGUUUUUUGCCGUGAUUUCAUAACUCUUAUCAAUUCUUGGAGUGACGAUUACUCAGUAAUUUGGUUCACCAUCACUCGCAUCCUCCCCGCCAUUAUGCUUGUUAAUUUGAUAUGGGCCGUAGAACCAUGACUGCUAUUUUCGACCUAUCAGUGCAUUUUAGUGUCUUUAAAGGGCCCACAUUUUGCUUGAUUUGAAAGGCGAACCUCGCGAUGUUUACAUAGACUAUAUGUGUAUCCCGCUCGUUUUUAUGCAUGUUUUCUGCCUGCUGAGGCAAAUUAAGUAACCACAUCAAUCUCUCAUUAUACUACUUUUUUCCACCUUGUAACGGCUUUCUAAUCUUUUAUGCUUUAACAGUCCAACAGAUUUUUGUCUCCCGACAGUUCAUCUUCUACCUCUUUAGGAAGUGAACCAGGUGUCUGGCUUAUCAAUCUGAAGUCACUGAGUGGCGAAGUAAAGAAACUAGAAUCGUCAGUAGACGAAACCGCCGUGGACUGCUCCUUUGAGUUGCCUAGCGAGGACUUUAUCGCCCUCUUCAACGGCACUGCAUAUACAUCGGAUCUCUUUGCCGCGGGAAAAUUAAUCAUCGAGGGAGACCUGACCGCUGCGCUCAGACUUGACAAGCAACUCACACAAUUACGAAAGGCCUAG